This is a messenger RNA of Colletotrichum acutatum, 1738 nucleotides long. RefSeq names its product dihydrolipoyllysine-residue acetyltransferase component-pyruvate dehydrogenase complex. Bases 243 to 1535 code for a protein of 430 amino acids. The transcript has 2 exons. Lineage: Eukaryota; Fungi; Ascomycota; Sordariomycetes; Glomerellales; Glomerellaceae. Gene Ontology annotation, biological process: pyruvate decarboxylation to acetyl-CoA. Gene Ontology annotation, molecular function: dihydrolipoyllysine-residue acetyltransferase activity. The record is from RefSeq and is a predicted model, not a curated record.
AUUCAAUUGCCCGCAGGCUUCAAUUGUUCGACGUCGACGGUCCUUUCUUCCUCUGAAAAAGGAUCAUCUUCCUGAAUCGUCGCCUCCCCCGAGCCCGGUCCGCCGUCCAACUAUCGCCAAAUUUCUCCCUGCUUUCGCGCCGCCCGCGAGAGCUAAUUAUUCACCAUGAUCUCCUCAGUCCUGAGACGGACUGUUCGUCAGAACACUCUCCUCCGCACCAACCUCUCUUCCCAGAUCCUGAGAUGUUACGCCUCUUACCCCCGCACACCAUCAUCAAGAUGCCCGCUCUGUCGCCCACCAUGACGGCGGGAAAUAUCGGAUCUUGGCAGAAGAAGGCCGGUGACAGCAUCGCCCCCGGUGAUGUCCUGGUUGAGAUCGAGACCGACAAGGCCCAGAUGGACUUUGAGUUCCAGGAGGAGGGUGUUAUCGCCAAGCUCCUGAAGGAGUCCGGUGAGAAGGACAUCCCCGUCGGUAACCCCAUUGCCGUCCUCGUCGAGGAGGGCACUGAUGUCAGCGCCUUCGAGGGUUUCUCCGCCGCCGACGCCGGUGGUGAGUCUAAGCCUGCCCCCAAGGAGGAGCCCAAGAAGGAGUCCGAGUCCAAGCCUGCCCCUACCCCCGAGCCCGAGAACUCCUCCGACGACUUCAACAAGCCCGCCGGCAAGCUCGAGAACGCUCUCGAGCGUGAGCCCAACGCCUCCUUCACCGCCGUUCGCCUCGCCAAGGAGAAGGGCAUCAACAUUCGCGACGUCAAGGGUUCCGGCAAGGGUGGUAAGAUCACCGAGGAGGAUGUCAAGAAGGCUGUCUCUUCCCCCGUCGUCGCCGCUCCCGGCGCUUCCUACGAGGACGUCCCCAUCAGCGGCAUGCGCAAGACCAUUGCCUCCCGCCUCGUCGAGUCCACCCAGACCAACCCCCACUUCUUCGUCUCCUCCAGCAUCUCCGUCAGCAAGCUCCUCAAGCUUCGCCAGGCCCUCAACGCCUCCUCUGACGGCAAGUACAAGCUGUCAGUCAACGACUUCCUCAUCAAGGCCAUCGGUGUCGCCUCCAAGAAGGUUCCCCAGGCCAACUCCAGCUGGCUCGGCGAUGUCAUCCGCCAGCACAACACCGUCGACGUCUCCGUCGCCGUUUCCACCCCUACUGGCCUCAUCACCCCCAUUGUCACCGGUGUCGAGGCCCGCGGUCUCGAGGGUAUCUCCUCUGAGGUCAAGAAGCUCGCCAAGCUCGCCCGCGAUGGCAAGCUCAAGCCUGAGCAGUACCAGGGCGGCUCCAUCUCCAUCUCCAACAUGGGCAUGAACGACGCCGUCGACAGCUUCACCGCCAUCAUCAACCCCCCUCAGUCCACCAUUCUCGCCAUCGGUACCACCAAGAAGGUCGCUGUCCCCGCUCUGUCCGAGGACGGCACCACCGGCGUCGAGUUCGAUGACCAAAUCACCAUCACCGGCAGCUUCGACCACAAGGUCGUUGACGGUGCCGUUGGUGCCGAGUUCCUCAAGGAGCUCAAGAAGGUUCUCGAGAACCCCCUCGAGCUCCUUUUGUAAGCAAAAUCUGCUGUCGUUGUUGUUGACGUUGCGUUGCGCGUGCGGAGGCAAAAAAGAGGCAUGACGUGAAAGUUUCGAAGAGGCGUAUCCGGCGUGAGAGAAUUAUAGACAAUCCAGGCCGAUGGAUAUGACCUGUGGCUUUUUUGCCAAAGGGAGGAAGCGGAGGGCAGUGAAAGACGGGCCGAAAGCAUACACCAUCUGCU